AGUUAACUCGGUCAAGUCCAAACGGUGCGUUUAAUGGAUAAUGAAAACAAAAUAAAUAACACCGCAGAGGCGAGAAACAAAUCAGCAUACAAACCCAACCCAGAAAUGGAAAGUGAAGAAGACAAGAAAUUAGAAGGAGAAACAAAGGAGAAGGUUUUCCAGAUUUUUAAAGAUUUUUUUACAAGGGUGGCAAAGCUUGAUGAAUUGGUGGCCGUUGGAGGCAGACUACUUACUGGCUUUCAGCAAGGACUAGAGUUUCUUCGACGCCCUCCAAUAAACAAGACAUCCAAGUUGAUUGAGAACAUUAUUAAAGCCAAUGAAACAAAGAGAUUAAAGUCAUACUUUGAAGUAGGUUGUAUUACCAGUCAUGACAGUGUAGAAAAUAUGAGCAAGUUGCGCACAUGCCUACUUGGACUACAUGAUCAUUUAAUUAAAGUCAAAAGCUUGCUGAAUGAUCUCAAAUGCCUCUUGGAGGAUGCCACAGCUGCAUUGCAAACGGCAAAUGAACAGUUAUCUCCCUUGUUGGACAAGGAAUCUGUUGAAAGAUUAGACCCACAAGAAAAUAAUGGUGAAGAUGAAAUGGCUUCAUCUCAACUUCAAGAACCUCAAGUGACAGAUUAUGCUGCCCUGAUGGGGAUCAUUUAUAAUAUGGUGAAGCAGGACUAUGCGAUGCAGGAAAAGAUUGUUACUUCUCUAAAUCUCAAGUCAUCAUCAGGAGAACUAGAGAGCUAUUGCCUGAUGUGGUCUUUGCGACCCUACGUAAAUGAACAAACUAUGCAUCUAGCUUGGAAACUUGUUCCUUGAAUUUUAUCACUUUUUUAAAGAAUCCGGACUCGUUCUGUCAGAAAAAAAUAGAAAUAUUCUGUAUCAAGGACCCUGCUUCGCUAUGCAUAUUUGGUUCUUUGUAGCAUGGAAAUGAGCCAUACGCUUAUAUACGAACCUAUAAACGUCCAUUGUGUACAAUUUUUUUUUUUUCAAAACGAAAUGCUGCUGUGAAAUGAUUGAAUACAAUGAUUAUCCUUAAGUCCCUUGCAUAAGCAAAUAUGUCUAGGUAAUCAAGACCUAGGCUCAAGUUUUGACAUUUCUUUUUCCUUUUUCAAGUAUUCGAAUAAUUCUAACUUUUGAUUGAUUCUGUUAUCCAAGUGCUUCCUCGCACUUUUUUAAGGUGAUUUAGAAGGGCCUCAACCCGGCUACAACUGAAGGCAGGGCAGGGCACAUUUUUAUUUAAACAAUGAACUAUUUUAGUAUCAAAGCCUGAAUGAUGAUAGGUUAAUUCAUCUGAAGUGUAGAUAAAGAUUAAGACAGCAGAAAAGUCAUGGCCAAAAAGAAAAGGGCUACUUCAUUUAAAAAUUGAAUGUGGAGUGACAUAAGAGACAGACCAUUUUAUAUUUGAAUUCGAACCCAAUAAAU
This is a messenger RNA of Durio zibethinus, 1410 nucleotides long. RefSeq lists its product as uncharacterized. The record is from RefSeq and is a predicted model, not a curated record. Lineage: Eukaryota; Viridiplantae; Streptophyta; Magnoliopsida; Malvales; Malvaceae.